CAGCAUUGGGUCCCGUGUACCGGAGAAAUCCAACAGUUCCGCCGUCCGAUUCAGUCUUCUUCAGACAGUGGUUGUGUCAUAACAAAAGUGCCGUCUUACGGAUCUAACCAAUUAACGUCUCCAAGAUGCGCUGGGUAUAUUUCUUGGCAUUUCUGAUGAUUGGCUGUUUAGCCGAAGAAGACAUCUCAGACGAACCCUCGAUUGCAGACCCACCGGCCAAAUUGGAUAGUAGCCUACGACGUGCUCUUCUAAGAGCACUCACCGAAUUAGAAAAUGAAGAAAACGAUAAAUUAUCAUCGCAAGAACCCAACGACAAAAUCGUAACCAAAGCGAAAGCGUCAGCGGUUACAAUUCUCACUAGUUCUGAAGAAACUAAAAAUGAAGAAACACAAGAGUCCACAACUGAAGUAGAGAAAAACGAGGUUAUUGUUCAAAAAAGUAAUGGCGUCCAGUCAAAACUAAUAACAACAAUCGAAAAUCAAGAUUUGGAUCCUAUUGGUGAAGCUGAAAACUUCUUAACCAGUGCCAGUAAUAGUUUCAGCCCACAGAAUAACAAAGUCUUGCACGAAAAGACCGAAGACAUCAAAACUGCUGAUGUUAACAAUCGCAUAAAUACUAUUGAACAAGUGGACAUAACAACUACAACAGCAACCAAAAGGCCUACCGUGGAAACCACCACAGCAACCACGACUACAACGUCAACCGAAGAAAGUGAGGCCAAAGCUGAAGAAAUUCAAUUUAUCAAUGCACCUCUUGUAGCUGCGUUUACGGUUCAUCAAGACGAAAGAGGUCUUCCAAAACGUGUCGAACCAAUUUAUAAACCUACUCCGAACUCUAGAAAAGUAACGGCUACUGAACUGAAAAUCAUUGAACAAGCAAAAUUGAGGCAAGAGGCAAUUAUUAAGCAACAAGUGGCUGAGCAACAACGUAUUAGACAACAAUAUGAACUUCAACAAAAGCAAAAGGUUCUGGAACAAGAAAUUCAACGUUUAAAACAAAUCCAGCAACAACAAGAAAUUUUCUUAAGACAGCAAUUACAAAGAGAAAAAUUAUUGGAGGAAGAAAUUAGGUUACGUAAUAGUGGUCUUCCCUUUAUCCCUGUUGGAAAAACGCAUAUUUCCAAUCAAAUUAUUCAAACUACUCAACAAAAACCUGCUCAGUUAACUUCAGCGAAAAAAGAAGUUGUCACGAGCGAAACUAAGGAAGCCGUUAAAACUAAAACAGAUUCGAUUACUCUUCAACCCAGCAUUUCUUUCGAUCCGGUGGUAGAAGCCGGCAAAUUGCCAAUUAACGGACAAGUGUUGCCAGUUAGAAAUGCUGUCAACUUCCAUCAGCCAAUUAUUCAAACGUCUACUUUCGAACAAUACCAUUCUUUAGCUCCAGGAAUACCCAAUAUUGUUACACUCAGAAAUUUCCAGCCAAUCCUUGUUGAACCGGACGUAAGUGCUUUUACCACCCCAAGAAGUAACAGAGUGUUCAGACAAGAAAGUGACACAGGUAACUUCUUUAAUAGGAAUGUAAACAAUUUAGGUGGCUCGUCAUUUUCCAUUCAAAAAUCAGUUCAGCCUCCACCAUUUCAGCAAGACAACAGAUUCCUUAAGUCUAAUCUUCAGACUACAUUCAGCGUACCAAGUACUUUCAGCAUCGUCCCGUCAGUAGAACAAUCAUCUUCAUAUAACUUCAACGCUUUCAAUCAGCAACCCAUUCAUCACAACAGGUUUUUCAGGUCAAACUAUGACAAUCAUCAAAUAAUUUCCAACAAUUAUCAACCUCAUAACUCACAAACCGUCCAUGGUCGUUUAAAUAACCUCAUCUACAAUUCUGGUCUCGUUAGAAAUAAUGAACAACAAGAAAAUCUCGGAGUUGUCUCUAAGGUUUUAUCUUUAAAUCAUGAUAGUUUCUUUGCAGGAUCAAACCCAAUUCCCCAAACAAUACAACCACCGCCAAGGAAAGCUUGAUGAUUAGUCCAGAUAUUUUAUUUCUGGAAAACAUGAUAGUCAUUAUUUUAGUGUUUGAACUGAAAGUGUUAAAGUGACAAAUGGACAAAAAACCUCUUGAAGCCAGAAUGCUUGUCAUGUCUACUAUAUGUACCUAGUAAUAGAAUAAUUCUUGAAAAGAAGAUGUUUUAAUGGUACCUUUAUUUUUAAACUUAACAAUCUAGAGUGUAAUAUUUAUUUAUUUAGAAUUUAGAUAUAACUUGUUAACAUUAUAAGAUUUGUAUAAAUAAAAUUUUUCAAAA
Messenger RNA from Aethina tumida (small hive beetle), 2239 nucleotides. RefSeq lists its product as uncharacterized. The transcript is spliced from 2 exons. Lineage: Eukaryota; Metazoa; Arthropoda; Insecta; Coleoptera; Nitidulidae. The record is from RefSeq and is a predicted model, not a curated record. The coding region runs from base 126 to 1958 and encodes 610 amino acids.